UCUCUCCUAAAAUUAUACGUAGUAGGAUAUGAGUACUGAUUAUCCAUUAUGCUCUUGUUGAUAGAUUUAAACAUAACCAAGUGAGAUCCUCCCCAACAGACAAAAAAUUCUUCCCCAUCACAAAAAUUGAACCAAGAAAGUGUUCUGGAAAAUCACAAAAAUACAGCGGAUCUGGGACUUGGCAGACAUGGCCGGAGCAACGUCACCCUGCAGCGGCUUCCCAGGUCGGUCGCCCCACUUCUGGUCUAGCACCUAUGUCGCCGGCUAGCCACCAUCGCCACAGAUCUCCAACUUCUGGAUCUGGAAAAGACAAGCUUUGCACGAUAAGCUCCUCCACCGGUCAUCGGCGUACAACGACGGUGCCUGCAGCUCGCUCUGGGCUCCACCAGCGUCGCAGCGCCACCGCUCUACAUCGGCGUACAACGACUCCAGACGCCGGUUGCAUCGGACUUCCCCGCCUCCCUGGCCAGCAAGUCGCAGCACCGCUGCUCUUUCUUAGGCGCCGCCCACUCCUCUCUGUUUGCCGACGGAUCUGGACGAAGGUCGCUCCUUCUUCCUCAGCGACGACCUCGUUUUCCGCCCUUGCUAACGGCGACAGUAGGUAACGAGAGGCCAGUUCGACCAGGCCCGUGUCCCCUCCCGUUCCGCCGGCCGCAAUGAGGAUAGCUGGUUCCGCCGUGUGACCUGCCCACAUCAUUUGCAGAAGAGCCUGGGUCGAGGACUUCAGUUGACUCAGUCAACAAUUAAAAGUCCCGCUGGAUUCUUUGGGCUAAGGGGGAACUAGUGGGCCAGGCCAUGUAUGGUCAAACUCAAUAGUUCAACAACCCUCAAUUUCAGCGACAUAUUUCAGCCCAAGCAGUUCAAUAUUACAGCCCACUUCAAAAAGCUAAGUUCUCCAAACUAUCCUAUUUACACAUUUAAAUAGUACUCCCUCCGUUCUUUAUUAUUAGUCCUUCUUUCCUUUUUGGAACGUUUUUUUUUAUCUGUCCUCCUUUCCAUUUAAGGAAAGUUUUUAUUUUAAAUAUACCUUUAUACCCCCACUUUUAUUACCAUUACCCCUUUCUCUUUCCUACUUUUUCAUUCACCCACUACUCAUUACACUUUUUUACACUACCCCUACUACUUUACUCUUAAAACCCGUGCCAAAGCCUAAGGAGACUAAUAAAAAAGAACGGAGGGAGUAGUAAUAAUAAUAAUAACAAUAAUAAUAAUAUUGUUAUUAUUAUCAAUUUAUUAUUAUUAUUAUUAUUAUUAUUAUUAUUAUUAUUACCAUUAUUAUGGAGUACUAUUAUUUUCAUUAUUAUUAUUAUUAGUAGUAUUAUUAGUACUACUACUAAUAUUAUUAUUCCCUCCAUCCCAAAUUGAUAGUCUCAUUUCCUUUUUUGGAAAGAAUGGUUCUCAUCAUUUCAUCUUUUUCUACUCAAAUAUCAACAACAAUUUUUACCUUUUCAACUACUUUUAUUAAAACUUGUGACCAAAAGAAAUGACUCUCAUUUUGGGACGGAGGUAGUACUACUACUACGGUUGCUAUUAUUAAUAUCAUUUUCAUUCCCCUCGAGCAGACCAAAGUCCUUCGAGGUGGGGUGACAGUACGAGCCAAGCUUCGUGCUCCUCAGCACAUUGCCCGAUUAUUUUUAUUACUCCCCGUAACACUCAUAUCUUCUCACUUUCCCUUUUUAGCCGUAACAUUCAUAUCUUCCCAUUUAUAAAUUUUCUUAUCAUACCCUCAAUAAUUUAAAAAUAAUACACUAUUACAACCACUUUUUUUAGAUUUAUCCUUCAUUUCACCACAUUAUUUCAUCAUUUUGUUACCAUAUCCUCAAUAAUUUAUAUCCCCUUUCACUAUUCUUAAUCUGAUCUACUUUCAAAUGGGAAGAUAUAUAUCUGUUAUGUAGGUAGUAAAUGAUUUGGGCUUGAUUUGGGUCCCUCGACCUAGUCUCGGUGAUCUUUAUUUGAUUACCGGGGCGCCUCCAAAAAGCCGUCACCCAGAUGACGUACCGAGCCAAGCUUCGGGCCCUUCGACCCAUCUUCAAUUAUUUUUAUUAAAUGAUCCGAGCUUGCUUGAGGUCCCUCGACCUAGCCGAAAACAGUUUGGUUCGACCAAACUGAACCAAACCGAAAAUUUGGAGUUUGGUUUGAUUUCAAUUCUCUAGAAUCAUCCGUCUGGUACUAAUAUUUACAACCGGAAUGGUCGGGUCCGGUUUGGUUAUAAACCGAAAUAUCAAAUAAACCGAACAGUAUGAUUCAUUGUGCGGGCAAUCGGGUAAACUCACUUUGAAGCUCUCUCUCUCACUUAAUUUCUUAAACUCCUCAUAGCUUGAAAUCUUGGGUGGACGGGUGGUCUUUGGAUGCUUUUCCGGUAACGACAAUCAUCCCUUUCUUUUUUAAUUGACCAGCACACUUUUUUAUAUAGUGCUAAUAAAGUAUAAUUCCUCUUGGUGAAUUCAUAAAGUUUGAUUUUCGUUGGGGUUAUGAAUCUCUGUUUUAAUGAGUAUAUGAAGUAGCUAACUGCCUAACUUUAACCAAUUCAGAUAUCUUCCAUUUUGUUUUUCGGUCGUGGUAUGAUUCGGUGUGCGAAUUUAGUGGGUUUGUUAAAAGUGGGUCUAUGAAGUUUGGUUUAUCACGUAUCCUUAACGUUAGCUUAUCAAUUAUUAAUGUAUCCCAAUUUCAUUGGAAGUUUAAUAUUUCCUCCUCCGAUCCUUUAUUAAGUUCCUGGUUUGAUUUCACACAUAUUAAGAAAAUAAAUUUAACUUUACUGUGGAGUGCAGUGAACACUGUUUGACACUGUUUGUCACUGUUUGACAUUGUUUUGACAUUUUUUUGGUGUAAAUCAUUUGCCAAAUAAGGAAAGGUUUGAAGUAGGAACUUUAAUAUAGACUAUCCUAAAAAGGAAAGUAGGAACUUAAUUACGGGACAAAGUGAAUAUACAUUAGUGAGUUCCUUGUCAUUUUAAUUCAACUUGGGGGUUGCUUAUGAUACAAAGUAUUAAUUAAGCAUUACAGGUGAGCACAUCCAUUGACCUAAACAUAACAGGGGAGUGUUAUGAGGCGGUAUGUUUGACACAAUUGGCAGAAAAGAUACUUUUAUGAGCUUUUUAAUAAGUGUUAGCUUUUAGUGACUGAAAAAAUAUUAAAAAGAAAAGGUGGUAGCUGUUUAGUAAAAAACCGACUGUUUGAUUUAGUUCGGUUGGGUAUACAUGCUGUUAGGACUAAUUAAUACGUACUAAGAGUCACAGACUUUUUUUAGAUGCUACUUCAUGUAGCAUCUAAAAAAAGAUCUUCUAAUUUUUAAAAAGUUCUUAAACAUUCUCAUGUCAAACAUAAAACUAGAGGCUUUUAGAGACUUUUUGGACAGUAAAAAUGCUAGAAGGCAGAGACUUAUGCCCGCCGAACAUAGCCUAAGAUUUCUUCUAUAGUUCAAUCAUAGAACGGGGCCGGUCCAAGGGGAGUGUGGACAGCCCAAUCACACAAGGCCCAAAAAUUGAGGGCCCAACAAGAAAAAUUAGUAUUAGUAUUACCAGUAGUCUACUACUAUGUACUACUACGUAUCUGUUAGUUAGCCCAAUUAGUUAGGGUCUGUUUGCAACUGCUUCUGCUUUUAAAAAAGUGUUUUUUUUAAUGAAAUGAAGAGAAGUCAUUAAAUAAAAGUUGAUAGUGUUUGAAAAAAAAUGAUUUUGAAAAGUAAAAGUGGGUAGUGUUUGGUAAAAUAAGUGCUUUUUGUGUAAUAGAAAAAGUAAAAGCACUUUUGACGCGAAAGUCGAGAAAAAUAAAAAUUGUAGUGUUUGGGAAAAUAAGUGCUUUUUUAAAGUCAAAAGCUGAGAAGUGCUUUUUUAAAAGCGGUUGCAAACCAACCCUUAGCACAAUAACAAAUUAAAACAAAGGUAUAGGAGUGAAGGAGGGCUGAAGGAGUGAAUUGAAGUUGCGAAGGGGAGAGGCGAACUGUGAAUCGACGAAGUGCGAAGGCCCAAGGGGCAAAAGGCUUAUCAGCAGUGCAGUGCGGCGGUUGUCGGUGUAUGCUGCGACGGUGCAUGAACUCCGCUCCAGCCUCCAGUUCUUCACGUCUUCAGUUGAAUUUCUUCACUUCUAAAAAUCUCCCAUCGGCGACUCCACUAGACCACUACUCCAGUCUCUAGAUGGCUCGCACAAAGAACUCCACGCGCUCUACUCACACCGAAGCUGCUAGAUCUAGCCGCUCAUAAGGCGCACGAGGCGCACACUAUCAGCCCCAGUUCGAUAAAGAUGAGCAUAUGAUGGCAUACUUGGAGCUCAAGACAAAGGUGGGUACAAUGUACCACCCGGAUGAGCCCACCCUGAUUUCAGUCGAGCCCACACUGAGGGAUGAAGUGAUGCAUUUGAUACGAAGAGGUUGGUGGCAAUAUUUAUUUUUUCGGCAUCCAAGAGCCGACAUACAAGGAAGUAACAUGUGAGGUGCUAGCAACAAUCGACCUCCCAAAGCUCAUACCGAAAAAAGACUUUUACCAACAUGUAAUCAAAUUCCAGACCUUUGAAGACAAGCUUGACACUUCUCUUAGUCGGAUUGAGCACUACUUGGGCUUCGAUGAUGCUGAGAUAGAAAAACGGGAUGAGAUUGACCUUUGUGACCUUCCCCCUCACGUGAACAGACAGGCUUUUUGAGAGUCAAUUAGCAGAGGCGCAGAACUUAUAAGACCCGGGAGACCCCGACCCCCCUUCUUUACCCUCGGAAGUACCGGGUCAUUCACGCACUCCUUGCUUCUAUCGUGACCGGGAGGGCCGAGGUCGGGGCCAAAGUUUCUACGACUGACCUUUUGUGCCUCUACUGCAUGGUUCACGACAAGAAGCCCUGCAUGGGCUCUAUCAUUGCUAGUAUUUUCCAUCGACAGUCCAUGAACCACAUUCAGGUCCUUUACACCGGUUCGUACAUUACACGUAUUCUGUACGGGAUGGGAUAUGGAGACCAGUUCAGAAAUAUGGAGGUAUCUUCUAGCUUUCUUCCGUUGACCAUUCUCCCGUCCAUGAACACGGGACUUGGGGCUAGAUUACAGAGAGAGACUGAGCAGACAGAGGCAGCAGCAACAGCAGGUGUACAGGGAGUACCGCACCGGGGUGGUAUUCAGAUUAUUAAGGGUGGCGGGGCAAGCCACGAUGAUGAGGCGAGUGAUGAGGAGAUGGAUGACGCUGCACAGGACAUGCCCUAUGUGCCACCCCCCUUUGGCCAGACUUUUCCUGAUACUUGGGGCGGGAAUGCAUGCGCACCAGGACGCCAUUUACCGUCAGCUAUCUACAGAGCAGCAUGAGAGGUUUGAUCAGAUGAGGUUUGAGCAACAGGAUUUUUACAGAGAGAUGAGGGAGGAUCAGGCUAUGCACUAUGCCUCACAUCGUUGGAGGAUAGCUGGCGCUCGUUCUAUGAAGGAUAUCCGCCUCCCCCCCAAUUGAGCAGUAAAUAGUUUUAGAUGUCCUCCUCUAGCCUGUGUAUUUCUGAUUAUUAUUGGAUGACUGUACCCCUAUUUUUCCCUCUCACACUCACUCACGAUCAACUCUGAAUGCAUCAAGUCUUUGUUAGGAUGUUCCAAACUCUAAAAAAAAGGACUGUUUAUUACCAUUCACCACCGCCUUCACAAGUCCUUCUGAUCGGUAGCUAGUUUAUUUGUGUAUGAUGUCACUACUUUGAGGAUGUUGUGAAUAAUUUUGUCAUUUAUUUUAGCUAGAGUACAAAGAUGUAGUUUAGGGAAGAAUUUUCUUGAUUUAGUUUGUCUGUUAUGUGAGUAUCCCUUUAACUACGUGUGCAUGCUAAUUGUUUUGAUCCCGUGUGGUGAUUAUCGUAAGUCCCGUUCAGUUUGCUUGAGGACAAACAAAGGCUUAAGUGUGGGGGAAUCUGAUAAGUCCGUAUUUAGACACACAUUUGAUGCGUGUUGAGAUCAGCUUUUGAUGGUUUUCCUAGCUUUAAGGUGUUACAAGUCUCAAUUUUAGCUCAAGUUAUGUUUACCGUGCGUUGGUUUGAGUUUUGUGUCAUUUGGAGUCAAAAUCGGGAUUUGAGAGUUCGGCACCGGCGCUUGAGAAGAAAUCGGAAUGAGUUGAGAAGCAUUCGAGAGUGAUUUGAGAGCUUUGGAGGUCACCGGGAGGUUCACGAUGAAGAUUUGAAGGAAAAAAAGCUCUAGGAUUGGCUACGGGAUCAAAAGAAGAUGAAUGAAGCUUGAAAUCGACGAUCAGGAUGACCUUCUGUCAAUCGUUCAAGCAUAUCUCUUUGUAGAAAUAUCCAAUGUACAAGAUUCAAGUUCCAUAUGAAAGCUAACUUCAAGGGCUAUAAAUCAUAUGAAGACACAUUUGCAAGAAUCUGAGAGGGAAAAAAAGGUGAAAACAGAUGAUCCCUGUUGCGAUUUCAGAAUGCGGUAUUCCACCGUUUUGAUCAUAUCUCUUGAUUGAAUGAUUCAAAUCGAAUUCGGCAAGUUGUGGUCGAUAGAGGACUUCAUUAUCUACAACUUUCAUGAAGAAAGUUUUGUCAAAUUCGGAAAGGAAGCACGCGAGACGAGCGCGCGAAGAAUGCACGGAAGCCCCGGGGAAGAAACAAGCCAGGCAUGGUCGUGCCUAUAGAAGAAAUGGGUACCCAGCCUCUGGAGGUCAGGCACGGUCGUGCCUGGCCCCUAGGCACGACGUGCCUGACUCCGGAAAAUCCUAUUUUCGCUCGGAUUACCUCGUUUUUGUCCCAGCUCAGCCCAAACUCACCUGUUUUCUAUAAAUAAGGCAUCUAUUAUCCUGUUUAAGGGUUAUGAACAUUAUGGAGAGACCUAGGGACGAUUUUUAUCUGCGUUUUACGUUAUUUUACAUUUUUACUCCAAGAACUUGAGAUUCUUUGUAGGUUCAUUUUUUUUAAUUAAUGACAAUUACUUCUAUUCCUCCCAAUUCUAUUGAUUCUUUAAUUAUGAAUUGUGAGUAGUUUAAUUAGGGAUUUGGGGUUGAUGAAGGGGUUGAUCAUGAUGUAUGACUAGAUUCUUGAUGGAUUAAUUGCAUGAAUGCCGUUUAAUUUGUGUUAUAAUAAUUUAACUGAUAUCUCUUAUAACCUAGAACGCGCGCUAGAAUUACAAUUGCUUGUAGAAUAAGUUAAGAGAGAUCUAAUUUAUUUUAAGACACAUUCAUACACACUUAAUCUUUCGCUAAGAGAUUAGUAGCGAUUAAGGGGCCGUAUGUUCGCUCGUCUUGGCAAUAAUUUAGGAUUAUGUCGCAUGAGAGAUCAGCCUGGUUCUCUAAAUUAUUGUACUCUAUGCCGUGAGAGCGGUAAGAACUUAGUAAUGAUUAACUAGGCUCAGUUAAAUUAAUUUCAUGUAAUUAGGCUUGUUCUGCCAGAAAUCUGGUUACCCCGAAAUCAUUCUUGUUCCCUUCGUCGUUAAUUGAGAAGAAACCAAUCUUUUAUUUUAAUCGUUUAUUCGCAUUAGUUUAAUUUUAUUCACCAAAUAAUCUCGCACAAUUGCAUUUAUUUUAUUUAUUUCUUUUUAAUUGCUGAAUUUAGUUAAUCUUUAACUCCCUUUUGUCUGUCCCUGUGGAGACGAUACUCGUACUUUCAACCACUUUACUACAUCAGUUUCAAGUGCGGGAAAACUCACAUCCAUAUUUCAUUUUUAAUUGUAGUUGGAAGUAUUAUCAAGUAGUGAUUAAAAUCUUAUAACCAUUGAUCGAGGAUUAGUACUACGUACUAUACUACAAUAGCAGUUCUGAUUUUGUCGGCACACGUGCUUCUUCCAGGAAAAAUGGACUUCUGGAUGGCCCAAUUGAGCGAGCUACCGGGCUCGGGGGCAUUGGCAGUUGACUCCAGCAGCUCAAGUGGGCAGGCAGCUAUUUCGGCCAUGGUUGGUGUGAACUUUAAACUUUGUUCCGGUGGAAAUACAGAUGCAAUAAUCCCUCACGCGAACGGUUUUGAUAUUUUUGUCUAGGGAAAACUGUCAAAUAGGUCCUCGAACUUUCAUAAAAAAGUCAAUUAAGUCCUUCUAUAGGAGACUUUGUCCGGUCGUCGUGAUUUGGGGCGGUUCCCGGUGGAAUUUUUUGAUGAAUUUUUUUGAGCAUCUUAUUCAUCAAGUCUAGUUUACUCAUACCAAAUUUCAGCUAAAAAUUUAAUCGGGAGUGCAAUCAAAUUAAUUCGAGAACGCAAAAAUGCGCAGUUAUCUUCAAGAAUUAAUUUGAAUGUGUUCCCGAUUGAAUGUUUAGCUGAAAUUUGGUAUGAGUAAACUAGACUUGGUGAAUAAGAUGCUAAAAACAAUUCAUCAAAAAAUUCUACCGGGAACUGCCCCAAAUCGCGACGGCCGGACAGAACCUCCUAUAAAAGGACUUAAUUGACCUUUUUAUGAAAGUUCGAGGACCUAUUUGACAGUUUUCCCUUUUAUCUAAAGCAAAUCUUUUGAUUUCUCUAUCCUUGAUAGCAAUUAUAUUUGUUUAUCUAAACUGAAGUGUGGAAUUACAUUUGCUAUUGAGUUUGAUCAUGAAGGGGUUACUCAAUUGAAAUAAUUCAUUCUCAA
Molecule: messenger RNA, 8482 nt
Organism: Cuscuta epithymum
Lineage: Eukaryota; Viridiplantae; Streptophyta; Magnoliopsida; Solanales; Convolvulaceae
Source: the annotation of a GenBank genome assembly